UUAAUGAACACAUCUAAUUUCUGCUGUCAAGUGUCAAAUAACAUCUGCUGUCAAAUAAAAUCAAACAAAUCCUAGUGCUGAACAAGUUAACAAUUUUUGCUCUUGCUUUUUUCUAAUUUUUGGGCGGUAAAAUUCUAUUUUGUGAUUUAUUUCGAAAAAAAAUAGUACAAAUAAAAAAUGUCUGGCUUUAAUUUAACCGGUGCAGCAGCACCAGGCACUGCCUUCAGCUUUGGAACACCAGCGACUCAACAAAACGCUGCUGCAGCCCCGGCAAACCAAACUCCUGCUUUCGGUGCAAUUAGUUUAGGACAAAGUGCUCCAGCGACUGGCGGAUUUAGUUUCGGUGCCCCGGCUGCUGUAUCAUCUGCUCCAGCACCAGGUUCAACAUCUUUCUCCUUCGGUGCAACUGCUCCAUCUACAGGAUUAGCAGCUACUGCUCCUGCAGCAACAAGUUUCGGCUUUGGUGCCGCUCCAGCUACUCAACCGGCAGCCGCUCCGACAUUUAGUUUUGGUAAUCCAACCACAAACGCACCAACCGGAGUUGGCCUUGCACAACCACAAGCAACAAAUACAAGUGCCACUCCCGCCUUGGGUACAUCAUUUUCUUUUGCUGCCAAACCAGCAGCAACUUCGGCAAGUCUUAAUUUCGGUACAACUACAACUGCAGCCACUCCUUUUACCGGAUUCAACACCACCGGAAAAGGAUUAGGUACCGGCAAUACUGGCGCUUUUGGCACAAAGCCCACUUUCAACAAUCUAAACACUUCUCUUCCAGCCACAUCAACAGCAACUCCAGCUGCAGCUCCAUUCGUCGGUCUCGGUGGUUUGGAUGUUGCUUCUUCUCAACCAAAGUCAGGUGAGUCGAAGCAAGACAAUGUCAAAGUUAAGGAAACUUUAGUUCCCGAAGAAAUUGCCAAAACCGUCGAAGUACUCAAAGCCCACAUAAAAAAUCAGAAAAGUCUAAGUUCCGAUAUAGGACGGGCAUCGACUAGCAAACUAUCAAACGUUUCCAGUGAGAUUCAGUCGUUUCAAUGGUCUUUGCAAGAGAUUGCCAACACAGUUGAGACGAAUUACAGCCAAAUCAAACUGCUGCGCAAGGAGACCUCCCGAGUGAUGCAAACCGCUGAAAUGGCCCAACGUACUCAAGACACUCCAGCUGGUCUGCAAUUCGAGAACUCUGCACCGUUUCAGCUUUUCCAAAAUCUAGUUCAAAAAUACGAAACUGACUUGAUUAACUUCCGCAACCAAAUUGCUCUUACUGAAAAGCACAUGCGGUCGUUAACCACACCGCAAGCUGUUACCCCGGACGACCUCAAACGUGGAUUUAAGCAAAUUAAUGAAAGCUUUGUUUCUUUAGCUGGACGUCUCAACGAACUCCAUCAGAAAGUCGAAGUUCACAAGGAGCAAUUUCUGAAUUUAAGAAAAUACCGUCUGCGAGACUCGUCAAAUGUCUUUUCGAAGCUUGACAGCGUCGAAGCCGAUAUGAAUACAUCGAAAAUAACAUCUGGACCGACUCCGUUCUCGAAUAUGGGUGGCAUUAGUGCCUUGGGCAAGACCAUGUCCAGUAUGGGAGCAUCAACAACUGGACAAACUGGAAAAACCUAAUAAAAAAAAAAACAGAACCCUUUUUUUUUGUUGUAAAUUUAUUUCGAAAUAAAAUAAAAAAUUCAUCUUGUUUUUCAGUAA
This is a messenger RNA of Episyrphus balteatus (marmalade hoverfly), 1686 nucleotides long. RefSeq names its product nuclear pore complex protein Nup58 (gene Nup58). The transcript has a single exon. Lineage: Eukaryota; Metazoa; Arthropoda; Insecta; Diptera; Syrphidae. Gene Ontology annotation, cellular component: nuclear pore. Gene Ontology annotation, molecular function: structural constituent of nuclear pore. Gene Ontology annotation, biological process: nucleocytoplasmic transport. The coding region runs from base 178 to 1605 and encodes 475 amino acids. The record is from RefSeq and is a predicted model, not a curated record.